CCGACCUUGCAGCGACCAUGUUUGUUCCCUGCGGGGACUCGGUCCCUGACCUUACGGGCUUCACCCUCCUCAUGCCAGCAGUCUCUGUUGGAAAUGUCGGCCAGCUUGCAAUAGAUCUGAUUAUUUCUACACUGAAUAUGCCUAAGAUUGGUUACUUCUAUACCGAUUGUCUCAUACCAAUGGUUGGCAACAACCCAUAUGCAACUGCAGAAGAAAAUUCCACAGAACUUAGUACAAACACUGAAGUAUAUUCAUCGCCUUCAAGAAAGCUAGUGGCUCUUCAAUUAAGAUCUAUUUUUAUUAAGCACAAAUCAAAGUCAUUCUGUGAAAAACUACUUUCCUGGGUGAAAAGUAGUUGCUUUGCAGCAGUUAUAGUUCUUUCAAGCAGUCAUUCAUAUCACCGUAAUGAUCUACAGCUUCGUAGCUCUUCUAAAGAUAUCCAAAUGGCAGUUCUGCUGAAGUUUGUUUCAGAAGGGGACAAUAUCCCAGAUGCAUUAGGUCUUGUUGAGUAUCUUAAUGAAUGGCUUCAGAUCAUCAAACCACAUUUACAGAGUGAUGACCCCACAGCAUCUUCCUUGCGGUGGAAAAUACCAAGUUCUUGGAGAUUACUCUUUGGCAAUGGUUUCCCCCCUGCACUUUUUUGAUGUAUUUUCAGUUUUAUACCUUGUAUCCCAAGACACUUAUUACCAGCACAAAAGUUAAACAUUCUGGACAGAAAGUGUAUAAUGUAUUAGAAGUAAAUUCUACUUUUCACAGAAAAUCUCAAUAAAAGGGUUAGCGCAACAUCUUUUUGCCAUGCUUUCAUCAUAUAUAGCAAAUACAAAUUUUGUACAAUAAAAUGUUAUUUC
This is a messenger RNA of Otolemur garnettii (small-eared galago), 848 nucleotides long. RefSeq names its product proteasome assembly chaperone 2 (gene PSMG2). Gene Ontology annotation, cellular component: cytosol; nucleus. NCBI's taxonomy places the organism in Eukaryota, Metazoa, Chordata, Mammalia, Primates, Galagidae. The transcript is spliced from 6 exons. Gene Ontology annotation, biological process: proteasome assembly. The coding region runs from base 18 to 644 and encodes 208 amino acids. The record is from RefSeq and is a predicted model, not a curated record.